CCGGCCGGCCGUCUGGGAGCGACGGUGGCCGAGAGAAGUCCGCGAACGCGGCGGAUAGUUGGCGAGUGCCGGAGGAACAAGCCUCAGCAGCGGCCCAGGCGGCAUCUCUGGAGAACACGGGCAAGGUGAUGUGCCGGCGGCGAUCGCGGACAGGCUGCAGUCCACACAAAGGUGUCCUCGGCGAAAUAUCUGACCCGCGAGGCCGCACCAAGUAAUAUAUCGAAGAAAGACACAAAGUGCUGGAGUAACUCAGCAGCGAGUCAGGCAGCAUCUCUGGAGAACAUGGACAGGUGAUGUGUAUUUCUGCUAUUGCACCUUGUGAAAAACAUUCCUGAAAAUGUCCAGUCCUGCUAAUGCUGAGGCACAGGUGUCUGAACUGGAACUUCUUUUCAGCAUGUUUCCUAACGAGAUUCUGGUGGAUGAUCAGUUGGCACUGGCAGAUCUCAGAGACUACAUACAAGGAAAGAUGCAGAGCUCACCAACCUCAAGACUACAAUACACUGUACACCUCCAUUUAGAGGCUCUUAAUGUAGUGUGCACAUUAUCUUGUGCUUUCCCCCCAAAUUAUCCAACUGUGCUACCAGAAAUUUCAAUAAGGUCAGAUGCAUUAUACAGAUCACAACAAAUGCAAAUAAAUACAGGCCUUUAUGAAUAUCUGAGAAGAAGCUGUUGUGGCGAGAUAUGUAUAUUGAAUGCAAUCGAGUGGAUCAAAGAUCAUGCUAUCACUUACAUGAUCAAAGAAAGCCUUGCAGUUGAUAAGAGGCAACCUGCUAACAUAACCAAAAAUGUGAUUUGUACCAGACUGUGGAUCUAUAGCCACCACAUCUACAACAAAGAAAAGAGGAAAAAUAUUCUGGAGUGGGCAAAAGAGCUUUCACUGACUGGAUUCAGUAUGCCUGGCAAGCCUGGAGUGGUUUGUGUAGAAGGGGCACACGGUGCAUGUGAAGAAUACUGGGCAAGAAUAAAACGGUUGACCUGGAAGAGGAUUCUAAUCCGCCACAGAGAGGAUACUACCAUGGAUAUCACAAAUGACGAGAUGACUUCUGUAAUACAAAUGUUUCAAAAAUUCACAAAUUUUGAAGAAAAAAUAUUUACUGUACGUGGAAAUAGAUCAAAUCAUAUGGAUUUUGGGCAACUGUACCAAUUCUUAAAUGAAAGAGACUGUGGGGACAUUUUUCAAUUGUACUUUGGUGUAGAAGGAAAAGCUUCGUAAUCCAUUUAUGGGUGUAUCUUAUUGUUUACCUGUGUAAGGAUGUAAAAAAGGCCUUGUAUAAAUAUGCCAUGAUAAAUUUGGAAAACAUUUGUAUUUCUGAAAAAUGUUUUAGUAAGUGACAAUUCAUAAAUUGAAGAGGCUGGGCAAAAUGCAUUGUAGAAAUUUUGUUAGUGUAUUUCUACGCAAAGAUAUUAACACUAUAAUAAACAAUAGUUUGGUAAAUCGAGAACAUGCAUGAUAUAAAGUCGAUGGAGGUAGGUGAACAUUUGUGUAAUUAACUUUUAUAAAUCAAGGAAUACAUGUAUUGCAAUCCAAUGCAUAACCAAAUUCUCAAGUUAGAAUUCUAAUUGAUUUACAAAAAGUAUUGAAUUAACAGUUAAAGGAAUCUAAUUCUUAAAAAUUGAACAUUAACAGUACUCCCAUUUUUUUUUUGUUCCUUUUAUUUGUUUUUGUAUAAAUUUUGCAAUCCUUUAAUGAAAAUCCUAAGCCUCUUUUGAUCAGACAUUUCCAAUAAAGGUAAUAUUUAUGCUA
Molecule: messenger RNA, 1744 nt
Organism: Amblyraja radiata (thorny skate)
Lineage: Eukaryota; Metazoa; Chordata; Chondrichthyes; Rajiformes; Rajidae
Gene: rwdd2b
Product: RWD domain containing 2B
Exons: 5
Coding region: 338-1213 (291 amino acids)
Molecular function (GO): protein binding
Source: RefSeq, a predicted model, not a curated record